Messenger RNA from Medioppia subpectinata, 1899 nucleotides. Lineage: Eukaryota; Metazoa; Arthropoda; Arachnida; Sarcoptiformes; Oppiidae. The record is from the annotation of a GenBank genome assembly.
AAUCGUCGCAACGGAUCCAAGAGUCGAGACCUUCACAAACUUUAUAUUGAGUUCACAGAACUCGAGGAAUCGGUUGACCGACAAAAAGACAAUUUACUCGCACUUAAGAAGUGUUUGAAUGCAAACAAUGGACACAAUGUUAUGGAUUUGAUCCACAGUUGGAGACGAGUGACGGAAACGCGGGACCAAUUCAUUCAAACUGAUGAUGUGAUCGUCAAUAAUAUGAGUGAAGACUUACCAAAUAGUGAACCAAUUAAUGAGACAAUAAGUGAAAACAUUACUGUUAAAUGCGACGACAAUGUCAUAGACAUCAACCUCUCUGAUGAUGACUAUCAACCGCUGGACGAAGACAUGGAGACAAUGGACGCCAGAAGUGAUAGUGGAAGUGAAUAUUCUGAAGAAGUUAAGCUCAAGAGUGACAGCGAUAGUGACUAUAAAGUUAAACCUAAGCGUAAAUCCCCGAAGAAAGCAAAGAAAUCUCAGAGUCAGAGCACAUCCAAGUUUUUCGACGUAACCGAUGAACAAAUGGAUCAAUUAAUACGUCCGCAACACAAGAAGAAUGACUAUUAUCUGUGCGAUGAAAGCGGGUGUAUAUUCAGUACUGCCGAUAGGUUUAGGUUUUAUAAUCACCUCAAAAGACACUCAACUCCUGGUUUGACUCCCGAAGGGAUGCAGAGAUUAGAGCGAUUGGAUGACGCGUUACUCCCGAUGACUGACCAUAAACUGAAGGCCUAUGUGUGCGAUUGGCCCGACUGUGGCUAUCGGUCAGCAAACAAAAGGGGUUUUUAUUCACACCAUUGCCAACACCAAAGAGGGACUAAAAGUUGUAUCACUAGUGAUGUGGUCGCCAACCAAUUGGUUGCUCAGUUUGAGGACAAUGUGGUAACUGAGGAAACACUGGACACUUUGAUACUCCCGGAGCACAUACUGGACGGACAGACAUAUGUUUGCAACCAAAAUAAGUGCACAUUCCGGACACCGGAUAGGCAACGGUUCUCUAAUCACAUGCAAAGACAUCAAAGGCCUGAUCUGUCGCGGAAGAGGUUUCGCUUUUUGGAGCGAAGAGAUGACCGAACGUUUCCGCUGUGGGACCCGACGGUCGGCGCCUAUGUCUGCGAUCAUCAGAAUUGCGGCUUUCGGUCGGAAUUUAUACCAAAAUUUUUCAAACACGUUACCAAACACUCCAACCCUGACCUCAAAAACGAGUCCGACGUCGAGGCCGCGCAUCGGUCACGAAGAAUACAGAUUAUGAACGAACGAAUCGGUAAAUACUUAGUGGACAACGAGUACGUGUGCGAUGAGACGGACUGUCACUUCACGUCUGCCACCAAAAAGGUGUUUCACAGCCAUUGGCUCAAACAUAACUCUACGCGAGUUGUGUUGGCCGAACAGUUUGACCUCUCACUCGAGCGGCCAUUUGUGUGCGAUUGGCCGGAGUGUGGGCUCGCCUUCAGACGAAACGCUUACCUCCAGCGCCAUAAGGAGCGGCAUAUGGGCGUCAAACGGGUGGAGUGCGGUUGGCCCGGCUGUGACUUCCGCAACAACUCGAGCCAUCACAUGAAGGAACACCGGCGCACACAUACUAAGGAGAAGCCCCGGGAGUGCACGUGGCCUGGAUGUGAGUAUAGGGCCAAUAGUCUGUGGGCAAUGAUCGCACAUAUGCGCAAACAUACCGGUGAAAAGCCAUACGAGUGUCCGUUCCCGGAGUGCGGUUUCCGCACUUCACAGAACUGCUCUCUAACCACUCAUAAGCGCCGACACACCGGCGAAAAGCCGUACGUUUGCACCGAAAUAGAUUGUGGUAAACGGUUCUCGUCAGCGCCCGGACUGUACUUACAUCUCAAGGGUUAUCACAAUUCAAUCCGUUCUACGGGAAAGAGGGGACGUAAACCGAAACAA